Molecule: messenger RNA, 2980 nt
Organism: Psammomys obesus (fat sand rat)
Lineage: Eukaryota; Metazoa; Chordata; Mammalia; Rodentia; Muridae
Gene: Upp2
Product: uridine phosphorylase 2
Exons: 7
Coding region: 770-1765 (331 amino acids)
Biological process (GO): nucleotide catabolic process; uridine catabolic process
Cellular component (GO): cytoplasm; cytosol
Molecular function (GO): uridine phosphorylase activity
Source: RefSeq, a predicted model, not a curated record
AAAAAAUAUAUUUUUUUUUCUGAAAGUAUUAAGCUAUAAUUCUCUAUUCUACCUGCACUGACACCCAGAGACAUGGAUUAGUGUUUGUUAGAGUCAACCUAGUAUUUAGGAAAAUGAAGAGGCCUUAGGUAAUUAGCUUUGUUUAAUCAUCAGACCUUCUGUAUGAACUCAGAUGGGCAAAGUUCAGACAAAGCGGUUUUCUGAGGUCCUGACUUUGGAUGUUUUCCUGACUAAUAAUCACAAAGAACAAAAACAAAUUGGCAAGUAGUGGGGAAGGAUGGGAAAAUGAAAUAUUUGAGGACUGAAAGUUCUCAGGAGUACUGGACACAUUUUUGAUAAGGUUGGCAUGAAAUCCGAAAGCAGACUGCAUUCAUACAGGGUUUGUCUCAAAGCAAACACAGCUGUGUGUCACACCUUGGUCAGACGCCAUUGAAAGGUGCUGUGGUCAAAGUUAACAAGAUAACCAACCUGGUCAAAGAGAAAGGAUGCCACACCUUCCAAGAGAGCCUAUCUUCUUGGGGAAUGAUGCUCUGAGAGCCAGGCUGUAGUAUAAAAGGCCUUCCAGGGAUGGUAUUUUGAAAUUGUCACAGGAGUUCAAAAUACUCAGGGAAGAUUUUAGAAGAAAAUUAAAAAAGAAAACAAAAAACAAAACCCUAAGUUUGAAGGGAUGGUGCAAUCUUGACUUGAAGCUGUAUCAUUAGGAUUAGAUCUGUAAUUUAACAGCAGGACCUAAUUUUGCUUUUUCCCUGAUAUCAGCACAGUGCAAAGUAUGGCUUCCAUUUUACCUGCUUCUAAUAGAUCCAUGGGACGUGACAAGAAUGCAUAUGAGAGAAAAAGGUCUGUAUAUGUUAAGAAUCCUCACCUGGAUGCUAUGGAUGAAGACAUUCUCUAUCACUUGGAUUUAGGAACCAAAACACACAACCUACCAGCAAUGUUUGGGGAUGUAAAGUUUGUCUGCGUGGGUGGGAGCCCCAACAGAAUGAAAGCGUUUGCACUGUUUAUGCACAAGGAACUCGGGCUGGAGGGAGAUGGAGAAGACAUUGAAGACAUCUGUGCGGGAACAGACCGAUAUUGCAUGUUCAAAACAGGCCCUGUACUCUCCAUCAGUCACGGGAUGGGCAUCCCCUCCAUUUCCAUUAUGCUCCACGAACUCAUCAAACUACUCCACCACGCACGCUGCUGUGACGUUACCAUCAUCAGGAUUGGAACGUCAGGGGGCAUUGGCAUUGCCCCAGGGUCUGUGGUAAUAACAGAUACAGCUGUAGACUCCUUCUUCAAGCCUCGGUUUGAGCAGGUCAUCUUGGACAACGUGGUCACCCGAAGCACUGAACUUGACAAGGAACUGGCUAACGAUUUGUUCAACUGUAGCAGAGAAAUCCCCAAUUUUCCAACCCUCAUCGGCCACACGAUGUGUACCUAUGAUUUUUAUGAAGGCCAAGGUCGCCUCGAUGGAGCAUUGUGUUCCUUUUCAAGAGAAAAAAAGCUAGACUACUUGAAGAGAGCGUACAAAGCUGGAGUCAGGAACAUCGAAAUGGAAUCGACGGUGUUCGCAGCCAUGUGUGGACUCUGUGGUCUGAAAGCGGCUGUGGUCUGUGUGACACUUCUUGACAGACUUGAGAGUGACCAAAUCAAUUUGUCCCAUGAUGUCCUGGUGGAGUACCAGCAACGGCCACAGCUCCUAAUCUCGAAUUUCAUCAAAAAACAGCUUGGACUUUGUGACCAGAUGUCGGUGACUCAGAAUCGGGGCCCUCCUCCUGAGAGCUGAUACAUAGAGUUGCAACAAUGAAGCCAUGUGUUGUUCCUAACAUUUUUAUGUACUUUUCCUCCUUGGGCUAAAAACCAUAAAAGAUUUUAUGAAAUCUUUUAUCCUAAAGUUGGAUUUAUUGUAAGAGAAUUUAAUACCCAUGUGAAAUUAAGUUCAAAUUUCAUUUUAGAACCAGUUAACUAAGGCAGUGUAAUAAUUAAUAUUUUAAACUCACGAAUUGUGACAUUUGGAGUUUCAUAUGUAGCAUUAAUUAAGCGUACAUCAAAAUAGAUCAGCCAUUUGUAGAUGGUUACCAGUCACUUGCUGAAGCAGAUCCAGAAGUGUAUGUCAGGGUGCUGUCAGCACUUCUAGGUGUUGGACAAGUGACAAAAAUUGAUUAUGCACAUUCAAAAUAUUUACAGAAAUGUGUCAGUGUGAUAUAGGCCUGCAUGAAAGAAUUAUCCUUGGGGAAAUAUGCCCAUACUCUUCUUCUAUCCCUGCACAAUUUCAGUGCACACAGAAUGGAAUUAGAGGUUUAUGAAUGUCUACAUUUGUGAUUCUCACAGAACAUAACAGCUUGGGAUCACACAUCUUUUUUUCAAAUGAAAACCCUUGGUAAUGCAAAGACCCUUUUUUUUUUUCUUCCAAAAUCAGAAGUGACUAAAUGCCUUCUAGCAAUCUUUUUUUUUUUUUUUCUAUAAGGAAGUAUGUCUUGAGAAAGCUGUAUUUGUUGUUGUUUCUAUAAGAACUGGAUAAGCUGAAGAAUUAGUUAACAAUCAAAUUUAACAGGAAAUCGAGAGAGUGACGGAAUCCAUGUGUUUAGUUUUGAGGCAGGCUUCCUUCAGAGCCUGCACGUAUGCCUCCCCUGUUUGGCAGCAAGAGGCAGCACACAGCAGAGGCUCCAUGAAUUGAUCCCACCUUGAAGGUUCUCUUGAACGCUUAGAAAUUGGAGAGACUAGAUAAGACGAGUGCAGGGAGCCUUGCAAAUGUGUGCGUACGUAAUGUUAUGUAUAUAUAUUUAUAUGGUUGCGGAACAAAUAAAAUGUGACUCCCACCAUGCUGAAGAGUAUUUGGAUGCUGGACCAUUUGCUCAUUGGAUGUGGCUGAACAGGCACUCAGGGCAGGAUUCCCUGAUGGAGACAGCAGGCUCCAGGCUGAGUCUCAACUGGCCGAAGCCUGAGACAAGAAUGGAUUUCUUCUUCAAGCAGCAGCAAUAAAGAACCCCGUAGAAGAUGC